This is a messenger RNA of Spathaspora passalidarum NRRL Y-27907, 2841 nucleotides long. RefSeq names its product trifunctional formate-tetrahydrofolate ligase/methenyltetrahydrofolate cyclohydrolase/methylenetetrahydrofolate dehydrogenase (gene MIS11). Gene Ontology annotation, biological process: tetrahydrofolate interconversion. The record is from RefSeq and is a predicted model, not a curated record. Gene Ontology annotation, molecular function: methenyltetrahydrofolate cyclohydrolase activity; methylenetetrahydrofolate dehydrogenase (NADP+) activity; ATP binding. NCBI's taxonomy places the organism in Eukaryota, Fungi, Ascomycota, Pichiomycetes, Serinales, Debaryomycetaceae. The transcript has a single exon. Bases 1 to 2841 code for a protein of 946 amino acids. Gene Ontology annotation, cellular component: cytosol.
AUGGCCUCUGCUAUUAUUGACGGUAAGGCUAUUGCCCAACAAGUUCGCACUGAUGUCCAUGCCGAUAUCACUGCCUUCCAAGCAAAACACCCUGAUUUUCACCCACAUUUAACCAUUAUCCAAGUCGGUGACAGACCAGACUCCUCCACCUAUGUCAAGAUGAAACUCAAGGCUGCCAAUGAAGCUUCCAUCUCCUGUGAACUCUUGAAACUUCCAGAAACAAUUUCUGAAUUCGAAUUGCUUUCUCAAGUGGAAAAGUUGAACAACUCUACUACUGUUGACGGUAUUCUUGUUCAAUUACCUUUACCAGCCCACAUCGACGAAGCUAAAGUCACUGAUGCUGUGCUUGCUUCUAAGGACGUUGAUGGAUUUGGUCCUUUCAAUGUUGGUGAAUUGGCCAAGAAAGGUGGUGAACCAUUGUUCUUACCAUGCACUCCAAAGGGUAUCAUGCACUUGUUAUCCACCUCAGAUGUUACCAUUGAAGGUGCCAAUGCCGUUGUUUUGGGUAGAUCUGACAUUGUUGGAAAGCCAAUGGCUAACUUGUUAACCAGAGCCAACGCCAGUGUUACUAUUUUACAUUCCAGAACCCCAGUUGACCAAAUCAAGCAAUACUUGGCCCAUGCUGAUAUUGUUGUUGCAGCAAUUGGUCAACCAGGUUUCAUCCAAGGUGACUGGAUCAAACCAGGUUCAGUUGUCAUUGAUGUUGGUACCAACUUCAUUCCUGACAGUACCAAGAAGUCUGGUUCUCGUAUGGUUGGUGAUGUUGAUUUCGAAGCCGCUUCUCAAAGAACCAGAUUAAUUACCCCAGUUCCAGGUGGGGUUGGUCCAAUGACUGUUGCUUGUUUAUUGGAAAACGUCGUCAUUGCUGCCAAGAGACACUAUUCUGCCAACAAUGAAACUCCUAAAUUCACCAAUCCAUUGAAGCUUAACUUGCUUAAGCCAGUUCCUUCAGAUUUCGAAAUUUCUCGUGCUCAACAACCAAAGAGAAUUAACCAAGUUGCUAAAGAAGCUGGUAUUUUAGAUUCUGAAUUAGAACCAUUUGGUUUCUACAAGGCCAAGGUUUCCUUGGAUCUUCUCAAACGUCUUGACAAUAAGAAGAAUGGUAAAUAUGUCUUGGUUACCGGUAUAACUCCAACUCCAUUGGGUGAAGGUAAAUCUACCACCACUGUCGGUUUAGCCCAAGCCUUGGGUGCUCACUUAAACAAGAAUGUCUUUGCCAAUGUUCGUCAACCUUCUAUGGGUCCUACUUUUGGUAUCAAAGGUGGUGCUGCCGGUGGUGGUUAUUCCCAAGUUAUUCCUAUGGACGAAUUCAACAUGCACGUUACUGGUGAUAUUCAUGCUAUUACCAUGGCCAACAACUUGUUAGCUGCUGCUAUUGACACUAGAAUGUUCCAUGAAUCUACUCAAAAAGACGGUCCACUUUACAAGAGAUUGGUUCCUGCCAAGAAGGGAGUUAGAACCUUCACUCCUUCCAUGUUGAGAAGAUUAAAGAAGUUGGGUAUUGACAAGACCGAUCCUGAUUCAUUAACCCCAGAAGAAGUAACUGCUUUUGCCAGAUUAGACAUUGAUCCAGAAACAAUCACUUGGAGAAGAGUAGUUGAUUGUAAUGAUAGAUUCUUGAGAGGUAUUACUAUCGGACAAGCCCCAACUGAACGUGGAUUCACUAGAGCCACUGGGUUUGAUAUCACUGUUGCUUCAGAAUGUAUGGCUAUUCUUGCCUUGGCCAACUCUCUUGAAGAUAUGCGUGAAAGAUUAGGUAAGAUGGUCAUUGGUGCUUCCAAGGCUGGUGUUCCAGUUACAUGUGAAGAUAUCGGUUGUGCUGGUGCUCUUACCGCCUUACUUAAGGAUGCUAUUAAGCCAAACAUUAUGCAAACUCUUGAAGGUACUCCAGUCUUUGUCCAUGCUGGUCCAUUCGCCAACAUUUCCAUUGGUGCUUCUUCUAUUUUAGCCGACAAAAUGGCCUUGAAAUUAGCCGGUACUUCCAAGGACUUGGAUGAUGAAGAACGUGCUGAACAAGAAGGUUACGUUGUUACUGAAGCCGGGUUUGAUUUCACCAUGGGUGGUGAAAGAUUCAUCAACAUCAAGUGUCGUUCCUCGGGUCUUGUGCCUGAUGUUAUUGUCAUUGUCGCCACUGUUCGUGCCUUGAAGGUUCAUGGUGGUGGUCCUGAAGUCAAGGCUGGUGCUCCAUUAGCUCCUGAAUACACUCAAGAAAAUGUCGAGUUAUUACGUGCUGGUUGUGCCAACUUGGCUAAACAUAUUGCCAAUGCCAAGAGCUAUGGUUUACCUGUUGUUGUUGCCAUCAACAAAAUGUCUUCUGACUCUGACAAGGAACAUGAAGUUAUUCGUGAAGAAGCCCUCAAGGCCGGUGCCGAUGACGCUAUUGUAUCCAACCAUUGGGAAGAAGGUGGUCAAGGUGCCGUUGAUUUAGCUCACGGUGUCAUCAAGGCUGCUAAUUCUCCAACCAGAAACUUCAACUUCUUGUAUGGAUUAGAACCAUCUGUCGAAGACAAGAUUGCCACCAUUGCCAAGGAAAUGUAUGGUGCUGGAGAAGUUGAGUUCCUUCCUGAAGCACAAAAGAAGAUUGAUCUUUACACCAAGCAAGGGUUCGGUAAUUUGCCAAUCUGUAUUGCCAAGACUCAAUAUUCCCUUUCCCAUGAUGCUCAACUCAAGGGUGUUCCUCAAGGAUUCAAGUUCCCAAUCAGGGACGUCAGGGCAUCCAUUGGUGCUGGAUACUUGUAUGCUUUGGCUGCCGAGAUCCAAACCAUUCCUGGGUUACCUACCCAUUGUGGAUUCAUGAAUGUCGAAGUUAAUGAAGAUGGUGAGAUUGAUGGAUUGUUUUAG